This is a messenger RNA of Harmonia axyridis, 902 nucleotides long. It is a transcript of the gene GstT3, whose product is annotated as glutathione S-transferase theta-1. NCBI's taxonomy places the organism in Eukaryota, Metazoa, Arthropoda, Insecta, Coleoptera, Coccinellidae. The record is from RefSeq and is a predicted model, not a curated record. Gene Ontology annotation, molecular function: glutathione transferase activity. Gene Ontology annotation, biological process: glutathione metabolic process. The transcript is spliced from 5 exons. Gene Ontology annotation, cellular component: cytoplasm. The coding region runs from base 102 to 779 and encodes 225 amino acids.
CACGGCGCAACGUCAUAAGUUUCUAACCUCUGACCUAACCUUUCCCUUGGACAAUAACAAAACAAUUCAUUUUCAGUAAUUGAAAAGCAUAGAUUGAAAAAAUGAGCUUAAAACUAUUUUAUGAUUUGUUGUCGCAGCCAUCUAGGGCUAUGUAUAUAUUGUUGAAAGUAAGUAAAGUCCCAUUUGAAUCUUGUCCUGUUAAUUUGAGAGGUGGAGAACAUCUUUCGGAAGAAUUCAGAGAAAAAUUUAACAGAUUUCGGCAAGUUCCUUUCAUACAUGAUAAAGACUUAAAACUAAGUGAGAGUGUUGCUAUUGUUAGAUACAUAUCCAGAGAAUAUGGACUUGGAGAUUUGUAUCCAAGUGAUAGUAGAGAACAGGCUCUUGUUGAUGAAUACUUAGAAUGGCAACAUACCAAUACAAGACUGUUUUGUGCUCAAUAUGCCUAUUACAAAGCAAUAGUGCCUAUGAUGACUGGAAGAGACCCUGAUCUCAAUCUAGUAGCAAAACAUGAAAAAGGAAUUCGAAGAACAAUGGACACUAUUGAGAAUAUAUGGUUGGGAAAAAAUAAAUUUUUAUGCGGCAAUACAAUAUCCGUGGCUGAUUUAUUUGCUGCUUGUGAAAUUGAACAACCACGUAUUGCUGAUUUGAAUCCAGUAGCUGGUAGACCAAAAUUGGAGGAAUGGUUAGAUAAUGUUAGAAAAGAAUUCGAUCCCAUUUAUUCGGAAGCUCAUCAAACUCUAAAUCAGUUGGUUUCAAAUAAUGGGAAAGCUAAAUUAUAAUUAUAAUUACAAUAUUCAGGUGCUAAUAAUGUAAGAAGUGCAAUUAUUUACAAAUUCUCAAUAUUUAGAUGGGUAUUUAGGAUAUUAUUUUAUAUGGUAUAUCAAUAAAGUAUGAUGGCUUUA